Myodes glareolus (Bank vole) is the source of this 6351-nucleotide messenger RNA. The record is from RefSeq and is a predicted model, not a curated record. NCBI's taxonomy places the organism in Eukaryota, Metazoa, Chordata, Mammalia, Rodentia, Cricetidae.
GGCACUUUUAAUCCACGUGAUUUCUCGGCAGCAGCGGCGGGUUCCAUGAACUGGCGAACAGCGCUAAGUGGCCACUUUCAGUUUCGCACCGAGCGCGGUGGAGCAGGAGUCGAGUCGCACCUGCACUAUGGAAAUAAGAUACAAACUGAAGGGCUUAAGACAAGACCCAGACACUACAUAAAGCCUCUGCGUGGGAACACUGGAACAUCUAUCAUGAUCCAAGAAGCCAGGGCCAACUUCUGAUGGACCCUGAGAGCCUCCAUCUGGACACUGAGAACCUGUGGACCAGGCUUGUGAGUCUGCUGAGUAAAAACUCAGAAUGGCUGAGUGCCAAGGUUAGGUUCUACCUCCCUACUGUGGACCUGGACUGCAGCAAGGCCCUUGACCCUGAGAGCAUUCAUGUUCUGCUCAGGAGGCUGUACACCCAGAACCUGGCCACCUGGGAGUCUUUCAUCCAUAGUCUGUGCAUGGAGCUUGAUGUACCUCUAGAGCUGGAGGUACCACUGCGGAGCAUCUGGGGCCCAAAAGAUGAAUUCUCUAAUCAGUUAGGAGCUGGUGAGGACAGUCAUCCUGAACCUCCGCUUCACCAUGGUGUCAAGCGCCCUUUUCAGAGCUGUGGGUCCUCGCCCCGCCGGAAGCACUGCAGGAAGCAGCAGCUAGAGCUGGCUGAGAAGUAUCUGAAGCUCCUGAAGAUCUCUGCCCAGCAGUACUAUGGCAGUGAAUGCCCAGGAGCAAGGCCUACACAUGCCUCUCCACAGGUGUACAUCCCCCCAAUUCUACAGGGGAGCCGGGCUCCAGCACCCUUGGACGUUCAGGAGGGAGCCACUAAAGGAGACCCCGAGGCCACCGACGACACUGAUGUGAGCAUCCAGGAUCUCUUCCAUUUCAAGGCCCCCAAGGGACCUCGAGUGACAGUCCUGCUGGGAAAGGCUGGAAUGGGCAAGACCACGCUGGCACGACGGCUCUGCUGGAGGUGGGCUGCCGGUCAGCUGGACUGCUUCCGGGCUCUGUUCCUUUUUGAGUUCCGCCGGCUCAACACGAUCACACAUUCGCUGACACUGCCCCAGCUCCUUUUUGAUCUGUACCUGAGCCCCGAGUCAGACCCCGAUGCUGUUUUUCAGUACCUGGAGGAGAAUGCCCAUCAAGUCCUGCUGAUCUUUGAUGGGCUGGAUGAGGCCCUCCAUGCUAAUGCUAGUUCCACGGGUGCUGACAAUGCAGGCUCGGCCCUCGCCCUCUUCUCUGACCUCUGCAGUGGGACCCUCCUGCCAGGCUGCUGGGUGAUGACCACCUCUCGUCCAGGGAAACUGCCUGCCUGUGUGCCCACAGAGGCCACCAUGGUGUACAUGUGGGGCUUCGAUGGGCAGCGGGUAGAGAAGUAUGUCAGCCACUUCUUCAGUGACCUGCUGUUACAGGAGUUGGCCCUGGCAGAAAUGAGAACCAAUGAGCGCCUCCGGGGAAUGUGUGCAGUACCUGCCCUGUGCAGGGUCGCCUGCCUCUGCCUCAGCCGUCUGCUUCCUGGAAGCCCUCCAGGGCAGUCUACGGCCCUCCUGCCCACCGUAACCCAGCUGUUCCUGCAGAUGGUGGAAACGUUUAGCCCCCAUGGGACUCUGCCUGCCACAUCCUUGUUGGGCCUUGGAAAGUUGGCCCUUAGUAGACUGGACAUUGGGAAGGUCAUUUUCUCUAUGGAAAAAGACAUUCCUCCUCCCGUGAUGGCUUUUGGAGCUGCCCACAGCCUCCUGACCUCCUUCUUUAUUCAUACCAGUCUUGAGCACCAAGAAAUAGGCUAUGCCUUUGCCCACCUUAGCCUGCAAGAGUUCUUUGCCGCUCUGUAUCUGAUGGCCAGUAACACGGUAGACAAGGAAACGCUCACCUACCACGUCACACUCAAUUCCCACUGGGUGCUGCGGACCAAAGCUAGGCUGGGCCUCUCCGACCACCUCCCUACCUUCCUGGCAGGCCUGGCAUCCCACAACUGUCGUGCAUUCCUUUGCCAACUGGCUCAACAAGAGGAAGCCUGGGUGAGCUCCAGGCAGGCUGCUGUUGUUCAGGUGCUGAGGAAGCUGGCUAGCCGAAAGCUGACCGGGCCAAAGAUGCUAGAAUUGUAUCACUGUGUGGCUGAAACCCAGGAGCUGGAGCUGGCACAGUUCACUGCCCAAAACCUCCCCGUCCAGCUCUCCUUCCACAAUCUCCCACUGACCCGUGCAGACCUGGCUGCACUGGCCAGUAUUUUGGAGCACAGGGUUGCCCCCAUUCACCUGGAUUUUGAUGGCUGCCCUCUGGAGCCCCAUUGUCCAGAGGCUCUGGUAGGAUGUGGGCAAGUUGAGAAUCUCAGUUUUAAAAGCAGAAAGUGUGGGGACGCCUUUGCAGAAGCCCUGGGCAGGAGCUUGCCUACUAUGGGGAACCUGAAGAUGCUAGGGUUAACAGGAAGUAAGAUCACAGCCCAAGGCAUCAGGCACCUGGUACAGGCUUUGCCCCUCUGUUUCCAGCUGGAGGAGGUCAGUUUGCUCGACAACCAGCUGAAGGACCCAGAGGUGCUGAGCCUUGUGCAGCUGCUCCCUUGCCUGCCAAAGCUCCAGAAACUUGACCUGAGCAGAAACAGCAUCUCCGUGUCAGCGCUGCUGUCCGCGGUGAAGGUGGCCAUCACGUGUCCUCCUGUCAGAAAGCUGCAGGUCAGGGAGUCCGACUUCAUCUUCCUUCUGUCCCCGAAAACAGAGACAGCUGUGCAGCAAUCAGAAGCCUCAAACCUACAGGACAAAGACAACCUGAAGAAAGAAAGGCAGAGCCGAAGCCUGGAACUCAGGCUUCAGAGAUGUCAGCUCAGGGUCCAUGAUGCAGAAACCCUUGUGGAGCUACUCCGGAAAGGCCCCUGCCUGGAGGAAGUGGAUCUUUCAGGGAACCAUCUGGAAGACGAAGGCUGUCGACUUGUGGCAGAGGCUGCUUCCCAGCUGCGAAUUGCCCAGAAACUGGACCUCAGUGACAAUGGCCUCUCUAAGACCGGGGUGACCUAUGUGUUGAGAGCCACGAGAACAUGUGGGACCCUGAAGGAGAUGCAUAUCAGCCUGCUGAGCAACACCGUGGUACUCACAUUUGCCCGGGAGCCAAGGGAGCAAGAGGGGAGCUGCAAGACGGGAGCACCGCUUACCAGUUUUGCAUCUCCUGCGACCUCUGAGAUGUCCUGGAGCUCUCGAAGAAUCAGGCUGACACACUGUGGCUUCCUGGCUAAGCACAUAGAGAGGCUCUGUGGGGCGCUGAGAGCCAACUGCGAGCUCCACCGCGUGGAUCAUCUUGACCUAUCAGACAACUUUCUGAGGGAUGAAGGGGUGGCCCUACUAGCCCAGCUGCUCCCAGGACUAGGUCCCCUGCAGUCCUUGAACCUUAACAGGAACGGUGUGUCCCUGGAUGCUGUGUUUGGCUUGAUCGCAUGCAUGUCUUCCGGGCAGUGGGUGUUCCACCUAGAUGUCAGCCUUGAGAGUGACCACGUCCUCCUUCGAGGGGCUGGAACUGGCAGGGAUGCACUAGCUGGCAGAUGUGAACAAGAGCUCCCAGCUGGAGCCCCGUUACUGGCAGGCAGGCAGCACUACACCUCCAGGAGCUUCAGUCUUCAGGGGUGUCAACUGGAACCCCGGAGUCUUGCCUGCCUCUGUGCCGCUCUGGAGAAGUGCCCAGGGCCUCUGGAAGUCCACUUGUCCUGCAAGACCCUGUGUGACGAGAGCCUGAAGACCCUGCUGCAGUGUCUGCCCCGGCUGCCCCAGCUCAGCCUGCUGCAGCUGAACCACACAGUCCUAUCUUCAAAAAGCCCCUUCCUGCUGGCUGACAUCUUCAACCUGUGCCCACGGGUCCAGAAGGUCACUCUCAGGUCCCUAUGCGAUGCUGCCCUGCACUUUGGCUCCAAGGAAGAGCAAGAGGGUGUGUGCUUUGGCUUUUCAGGAUGCCGCCUCAGCCAGGAGCAGGUGGAGUCACUGUGUUGUUCACUGAGCAGCUGCAAAGGCCUCAUCCAGCUUGACCUCACAGACAACCUGCUGGGUGACGGUGGGCUCAGGUGCCUUCUGAAAUGCCUGCCACAGUUACCCAUCUCUGGGUGGCUUAACCUCAGCCACAAUGGCAUCUCUCAGGAAGGGGUCCUGUGCCUGCUGGAGACCUUGCCUUCCUGCCCUCGUGUCUGUGAGGUCUCUGUGAGUCUGGGCUCUGAGCAGGACUUCCGGAUACGCUUGUCCAAAGAGAAAGAAGCUGGGACAAUACUGAGGCUAUGUGAGUGCAGCUUCAGUCCAGAACACAUAUCCAGACUGGCUCCCAGCCUGAGCCAGGCCCAACAGCUGACAGAGCUCUGGCUGACCAGGUGCCACUUGGACCUGCCACAGUUGACCAACCUCCUGAGUCUGGUGAAUCGACCAGCAGGGUUGCUGGGCCUCAGGUUGGAAGAGCCCUGGGUGGGCCACAUCAGCUUGCCAGCUGUGAUGGAAGUCUGUGCCCAGGCCUCAGGAUGUCUCUCUGAGUUAAGCCUCUCCGAGACCCAGCACCAGCUGUGGCUCUGGCUGAAAUUUCCUCACCAGGAAGACAAUUCCGAGGCCAUGGCAAACAGGUUGGCUCACUGUGACCUGGGAACUGACCACAGUCUUCUUACGAGACGGUUGAUGGAGACAUGUGCCAGACUGCAACUGCUCAGCUUGUCUCAGGUUAACUUCAGUGACGAUGACACCACCAGGUCCAGGCUGCUGCAGAACCUCCUGCAGUCUAGCUGUGAACUCAAAACCUUCCGACUGACCUCCAGUUGUGUAAGCACAGAGAGCCUGGUCCACCUGGCAUCUGGUCUGGGAUACUGCCACCAUCUGGAAGAGCUGGAUUUCUCUAAUAACCAUCUCUGUGAGGAGAACAUAGAGCUACUGAUGGGAGCCCUUCAGGGGACCUGCAGGCUAAAGAGGCUGCACCUCAGUCACGUUCCACUGGAAGUCUCCUCCCUGGCCUUGCUCAUUCAAGGACUAAGUCACAUGACCCUACUGCAGCACCUUAGCUUGAGACACGACCAGAUUGGAGACGUGGGUACCCAGAACUUGGCGGCCAUCUUGCCAAGGCUUCCAGGGCUCAGGAAGUUAGACCUCUCGGGGAACAGCAUCGGCCCAGAAGGGGGAGUGCCGUUGGCAAAGUCUCUGAUCCAUUGCAGGUGCUUGAAGGAGAUCAUUCUGGGCAACAAUGCUCUGGGGGACCCCACGGCCCUGGGACUGGCUCAGAGAUUGCCCCCACAAUUGAGGGUCCUGUGUCUGCCGUCCAGCCAUCUGGGUCCUGAGGGGGCCCUGCGCCUGGCCCAGGCCCUGGAGCAAUGUCUACACAUAGAAAAGUUCAGCUUGGCAGAGAAUAACCUAGCUGGACGUGUCCCACAUUUCCGCAAGAGUCUCCCACUGCUCAGACAAAUUGACCUCAUUUCCUGCAAAAUUGAUGACAAAGUUGCCAAGCACCUUGCUGCCAGCCUCAUGCUCUGCCCAGCUCUGGAAGAAAUCUUGCUGUCCUGGAACCUUCUGGGUGAUGAGGUGGCUGCUGAGUUGGCCCAGGUCCUGCCACAGAUGGGGCAGCUGAAGAAAGUGGACUUGGAGAAGAACCAAAUCACAGCAUGCGGAGCCCAACUCCUGGCUCAGGGACUGGUCCAGGGCUCCCGUGUGCCAAUCAUUCGCCUCUGGAACAACCCCAUUCCUGCCGAGGUGGCUCAGCGUCUACAGAGCCUGGAACCCAGGUUGGACUUUGCCUUCUUUGACCAGCAGUCCCAGGCUCUUUGAGGAAUUGAUGGAUCUCUCAAGACUCUUGGGACCAGCUCAGUGACAACCACAUCACCCACCAGGAAAAGGGGCUCAGGAGAAGAGCGUCCUAUGAAUGCCCCAGCGGGGAAAGAGUACGUUUGUUUUAUCACGAUCCUUAGGGAGAACUUUCUUGGGAACUGAGAGCUUUGACUAAAAGAGGACCAUACAUCAUACAUGACAUGUGUUACCAGUGGGACACUGGCACACUGAGAGUACUAUGAUGUCAUAUAUGACAGGGAAGGCUAUGUAUGGUGCACUGUGACCAAGACAUGGAAGGUCAUACUCAAGACAGAGUAGGUCAUCUAUGUGACAUUACAUGGAACUUAUAGUGAGUGUGGUAUCUGGUCAGUGGCUCUUAGUACCGUGAAUGGUGGUACAUGUGAUCAGGAAUCCGCCUAUGACAUGCUGUCUAUAUCACAUAACACUCAGCUUGCCAGGGGACCACAGGCAAGUCCAAGACCUAAUUUAUUACUAUUUAAAAAAUAUAAAACGAGGUGAAUAGUCUAGGCUUCAUAGCUGUUUAGGAAUCUGAGGCAGAGGGAUUGCAAAUUUAAUAAACUCCUGU